This is a messenger RNA of Sphenostylis stenocarpa, 654 nucleotides long. NCBI's taxonomy places the organism in Eukaryota, Viridiplantae, Streptophyta, Magnoliopsida, Fabales, Fabaceae. The record is from the annotation of a GenBank genome assembly.
AUGGCGGGUUACAGAGCCGACGACGACUACGACUACCUCUUCAAGGUUGUGCUCAUCGGCGACUCCGGUGUCGGUAAGUCCAACCUGCUUUCUCGCUUCACGAAGAACGAGUUCAACUUGGAGUCCAAGUCCACCAUUGGCGUCGAGUUCGCCACUCGCACCUUGAACGUCGAUUCCAAAGUCAUCAAGGCCCAGAUCUGGGACACCGCAGGCCAAGAAAGGUAUCGUGCAAUCACCAGUGCUUACUAUCGCGGGGCAGUGGGAGCGCUUCUCGUGUACGACGUGACUCGCCAUGCGACGUUCGAGAAUGUUGACAGAUGGCUGAAAGAGUUGAGAAAUCACACAGAUGCCAACAUUGUGGUGAUGCUGGUUGGAAACAAAUCAGACCUUCGCCACCUGGUGGCAGUUACAACUGAAGAUGGGAAGUCGUAUGCUGAGAAAGAAUCACUUUACUUCAUGGAAACCUCAGCUCUGGAGGCUACGAAUGUAGAGAAUGCAUUUGCUGAAGUUCUGACUCAAAUCUACCGCAUUGUUAGCAAGAAAGCAGUAGAGGGUGCUGAAAAUGGAACUGCGUCUGUGCCUGCCAAGGGGGAGAAAAUUGACCUGAAAAAUGAUGUGUCUGCUUUGAAGAGAGUUGGAUGCUGCUCAAGCUGA